Messenger RNA from Elaeis guineensis (African oil palm), 2050 nucleotides. The record is from RefSeq and is a predicted model, not a curated record. NCBI's taxonomy places the organism in Eukaryota, Viridiplantae, Streptophyta, Magnoliopsida, Arecales, Arecaceae.
UUCAUGCCAGGGGAUGCGGCAGGGGCCGCGUAUCUUGAGUCUUGAACGGAGACGAUUUAAACGGAGAGGUCCGACCAACGAGCGCGCUCGUGCCCGCUUCCCUUCUAAACUUUCUGGAGGUCGGACCAUCGAGCGCGCUCGUGCUCGCUUCCCUUCAAAAUUUUCCACCUUCCACCGUCCCUGCCGACUAUUUAAAGCCCGCCCGAAAUGAAAAUCCUAACCCUAAGCCUAUAUCCAUUCAGAAGAAAUCGAAGCUCUUCUCUUCUGCUCCCACGAAAUGGCGUCGGCGAUCUCGGAUCCGGAGCUGUCUAGGGUUCAUCGGAAAGAAGUAAAAGGGAAUGAAAUAGACAAUCCAAGAGAGCCUUUGAUCAAUGGUGUUGGUUAUCAUGAGAGCUAUUCUGCCAAUGCGGCGAUUCUUCCGUUUUUAUUCCCAGCAUUAGGAGCACUGCUUUAUGGUUAUGACAUAGGUGCUACCUCUGGUGCUACAAUUUCUCUGGAGUCAUCAACAUUAAGCGGGACAACAUGGUAUGAUUUAUCCUCAUUGGAAAUUGGGCUUGUGGUCAGUGGUUCUCUCUAUGGUGCCUUGAUUGGUUCUGUUUUGGCAUUUAAUAUAGCUGAUUUUUUAGGAAGACGAAGGGAGUUAAUUCUCUCUUCUGUUCUAUAUCUUGUUGGAGCUCUAGUAACAGCAUUGGCUCCUACUUACCCGGUUAUGGUGGUUGGACGUUUUGUCUAUGGUAUAGGAAUCGGACUGGCUAUGCAUGCUGCUCCAAUGUAUAUUGCGGAGACUGCUCCAAGUCAAAUUCGAGGCAUACUUAUCUCUUUGGAGGAGUUCUUUGUAGUUAUUGGAAUGCUUUUUGGUUAUACAGCUGGCAGUUUCGUUGUUGGUUUGGUAGCUGGAUGGCGCUAUAUUUAUGUUACUAGUUCCCCAGUUUGUCUAAUAAUGGGAAUUGGAAUGUGGUGGCUGCCACCAUCACCUCGAUGGCUGCUUUUGUGUGCUAUACAGGGAGAAAGAAACAUGUCAGAUGCUAAAGAAUUUGCCAUUUGCUGCUUGUGUCAGCUUAGGGGUCAAAGUGUUGAUGGUUCCGCUUCAAAACAAAUCGAUGCAAUUCUGAAUGAACUUUCAUAUGUUGAUCAAGAUAAACAAGCAACAUUACGUGAGAUUUUUCAAGGAAAAUGCCUGAAAGCCCUUGUAAUUGGUGCUGGAUUGGUCUUCUUUCAGCAGGUCACAGGGCAACCAAGUGUGUUAUACUAUGCUGCAACAAUCCUUCAGAGUGCAGGGUUUUCUGCAGCAUCUGAUGCCAUUCGUGUCUCAAUUCUUCUUGGUUUACUGAAGGUUGUUAUGGCUGGGACUGCUGUUCCUGUGAUAGACAGACUUGGUAGAAGGCCUUUGCUGAUUGGAGGUGUUAGUUGGAUAGUAAUCUCUUUGUUCCUAUUAUCUUCAUAUUACACCUUGUUAAAUGAUUCACCAUUUGUGGCUGUAAUCGCAUUGCUGCUAUAUGUUGGUUGCUAUCAGUUAUCAUUUGGUCCCAUUGGUUGGCUGUUGAUUUCGGAGGUUUUCCCUUUACGGCUAAGAGGGCGUGGCUUAAGUAUAGCAGUGCUUGUGAACUUUGCUUCAAAUGCUCUGGUGACUUUUGCUUUCUCGCCAUUGGAGGCUUUGGUAGGAACUGGUAUCCUCUUUGCUGGUUUUGGAAUUAUUGCAGUGGCUGCCCUUCUGUUCAUAUUUUUUGUCAUACCAGAAACAAAGGGGCUCACUCUGGAGGAAAUUGAGGCCAAGAUUUUAUAAAGUUCUCUCAUCCAUGCAAUUGUAAUAAUCUGCAACUGAGAUCUUUGGAAGGACAGAAUCCUAUCUUCUCCAUAUAAACAGUUAAAUAUCUCUUUUGUUGGGAUGUCCCUUUGCUGAGAACUUGUAUUUAAAGUGACCAUGUAUUCAAGGUCUGUGAAUCAACAAUGGCUGUAUCUCCAAGUAUCAUCACCUACAACUUGGAUGCACUUAAGGAGUGCAGUCACAAAUUGCAUUUAUAAAUUCAUGGUACUGUGACAAAUUACAGCA